This is a messenger RNA of Microplitis mediator, 1778 nucleotides long. It is a transcript of the gene Cyp4aa1, whose product is annotated as probable cytochrome P450 4aa1. The transcript has 6 exons. The record is from RefSeq and is a predicted model, not a curated record. Gene Ontology annotation, molecular function: iron ion binding; oxidoreductase activity, acting on paired donors, with incorporation or reduction of molecular oxygen; heme binding. The coding region runs from base 117 to 1649 and encodes 510 amino acids. Lineage: Eukaryota; Metazoa; Arthropoda; Insecta; Hymenoptera; Braconidae.
AGUCGAUUCGCGAUCCUCAAAUAAAACUUACAUUCAAUAUUUCAUAUUUUUUCUUCCACACAUUUUUCAAACUUUUGAAUUUCGCGCAUUUAAUUACUUAACAAUAGAAAAGUGCCAUGACAGUAAUUAAAGCAGUGUGGGAUCAUGCACCAGUCGAUGUAUGGAUUUAUUUUCAAUGCAUAUUAAUCAUUUUCAUUAUUUAUUCCUUAUAUUUAUUCAAAGACAAUUUCAAAAUAUUGUAUUUUAUUCUAACACUUGACGGUCCAUCAGUUAUUCCAUUCCUCGGAAACAUUAAUUAUGUAUUCGAUAAAAAUUUACUGUUCAAAAUGUCUCACAUUAUCUAUCAAUUAUACGGACCAAUAUUCCGUAUCUGGCUGACAGUGUUCCCGUUCGUCGUAGUCCUGGAACCAGAAGACAUAAAAAAAGUCCUGGGCAAUCCGCGCAAUUCUUCAAAAGUAUUUUUAUACGGAUUCCUGCAGAAUUUUCUGGGCAAGGGUUUAUUGACAAGUGACGUAGAGACCUGGAAGAGCCAUAGAAAAAUUAUGCAACCGGCCUUUCACUUAAAUGUCCUGGAUAAAUUUGUCGGUUCUUUCAAUCACUCGGCUCGUAAGUUGGUCGAGAGCUUUUCAAGUGCGGGUGAAUGUCCAACUGACAUUACUAAUGUGAUUAAUGACUGCGUAUACGAAGUUUUGAAUGAAACGGUAAUUGGUAACGAGCGACAACCUGGUAAUAAAUUAUUAAAUAGUAAAGAUUCACCAUUCAGACAGGGACAGAUAUCAUUAUUUUAUCGCUUAUCUCAUCCAUGGCUGAUAUUCGAUUGCUUUUACAAAAAAACAGACGUUGGAAAAAAAGAGGACAGACAUUAUCAAGUUUUAUUUGAUGCCUGUAAAAGUAAAAUAAAUAAUAAUGAUGAAUUAAAUAAUAAUAAUAAUGAUAAUGAUAAUGACUGCAAUGGAAAUUCUCUUCUUGAAUUCAUGAUAAAGACAAGUACGAAAAAUUUAGAAUUUACAGAGCAGGAUAUUGUCAACGAAUGCUGUACAUUUAUGCUCGCGGGUCAAGACUCGGUGGGCUCAACACUUGCAAUGACAUUAUUUAUGCUAGCGAAGCAUCAAAAGUGGCAGAGUAAAUGUGUCGGAGAACUGGAUGAAAUAUUUGGCUGUGAUUCAAGAGAUCCAAAUUUGAAGGACCUGAAAGAUAUGAGAUACUUGGAGAUGGUUAUUAAAGAAACUAUGAGACUUUAUCCAAGUGUUCCAAUGUUAGGUCGUGUUCUUGGUGAAGAUGUUAAAAUUGGUAAACAUGUUAUUCCAAAAGGAUGUUCAGUGCUCAUAUUCCCACAAACAACUCAUAGAUUAUCACAUCACUAUCCAAAUCCUCAUGAAUUUAACCCAGAGAAUUUUAACUCUGAUAAUUCUGCUAAAAGACAUCCGUAUGCAUACUUAGCAUUCAGCGCUGGAUCUAGAAACUGCAUUGGAUACAAAUUUGCUCUACUUGAAAUGAAAUCAAUCAUCAGCAAAGUACUGAGACAUUGUCAACUGGAACCAGUUCCAGGUAAAGAAGAAUUAGUAACUAAAUUCCGAGUUACUGCGCGUGCUAAAGGCGGUAUUUGGAUUAAAAUAAAACCACGAAUGUCUUACCAAGUGUACAAUUAAAACCAAACCAAUUACUUGUUCAAACUCAUUGUAACUUUACAUCAUAAUUUUUGUACUUAUAUUUAUAGUUCAUAAUUAAUAAUAAAUUUUUUUGACAUUUGAAUUUUUCUUGCGUCAUUUCAUGGAGAA